Molecule: messenger RNA, 1533 nt
Organism: Diaporthe amygdali
Lineage: Eukaryota; Fungi; Ascomycota; Sordariomycetes; Diaporthales; Diaporthaceae
Exons: 4
Coding region: 1-1533 (510 amino acids)
Biological process (GO): transmembrane transport
Cellular component (GO): membrane
Molecular function (GO): transmembrane transporter activity
Source: RefSeq, a predicted model, not a curated record
AUGGCCGCUGAGGACUCCAAAACCUCCGCCGACGUGAUCACUCCCGCUCCUGAGAUACAGAGGGAACAUGACAAGGCAGCUGAGUUCCUGGCCAGUCAUGGAGACACUUCCUUCACCGUCGAAGAGGAGAAAGCCGUGUUGCGCAAGAUCGACAUGCUCACGAGCGUCUUCGGCAUUGUUGAUGAUGCACACCUCGUCGGGAAGCAAUACUCAUGGCUCGGCUCUAUUUUGUACCUCGCACAGCUCAUCAUGCAGCCAGUCGCCGCUGUGCUUCUGGUCAAACUUCCCAAUGGAAAGGUCAUCGCGUCUGCUGUCUUUCUCUGGGGCUCAGCACUUUGCAUCAUGUCUGCCUGUACAAAUUUCGCCUCCUUACUGGGCAUGCGAUUUGUCCUCGGAACAUUUGAAGCCAUGAUUGCGCCGUGCUGUGUCGCUAUCACCCAGAUGUGGUGGCGACGAGGCGAGCAGACACUAAGGACGAGUUCCUGGAAUGCCAUGAAUGGCGUGACAAGCAUUAUCGGCAGCUUAUUCACCUACGGCCUAGGGCAUAUCGAAAGCAAGACCAUGUUCAAGUAUCAGAUCAUCUUCUUGUUUUGUGGGUUGCUCACCGUCGCCUACUCCAUCGUCGUGUUUGCCCUGAUGCCAGACUCGCCAAUGGAGGCGAAGUUUAUUUCAGAGAGGGAGAAAGUCAUCGCCACGGAAAGACUGAGAGCCAAUCAGAUGGGAGUCGCUUCACGGACUUGGCGAUGGGAUCAUGUCUGGGAGACCGCUUACGAUCUCAAAACGUGGUGCUGGUUUAUCGCUAUCCUUGCAAUUUCCAUCUCGAGCGGCGGCAUAACGACGUUUGGCAGUCUAAUUGUCAAAUCUUUCGGAUACUCGAGCUUUCAGACCAUCCUGUUCAACAUUCCCUUCGGAGCGAUCCAGGUGAUUUCGAUUAUAGGCUCUGGAUGGAUAGCUCAAAGAAUUCAGAGGAAGGGGCUGGUUAUCGCAGGAACAUCUGUCCUACCCACCAUUGGAACAGUUCUCCUACUCACGGUUCCAAGACAUCAAAAGGGUGUUUUGUUGUUUGGUUACUAUCUUGUCUCCUGCCUCGCUGCUAUCACUCCUAUGCUAUUCAACUGGCAAGCCGUCAACUCCGGUGGAGACACGAAAAAGAAAUGCACUUCUGCCGUGGUGUUCAUCGGGAUGUGUGCAGGAAAUGUCAUCGGUCCUCUCCUAUACUCCACUGACCAGGCCCCAUUGUAUCGCACGGGGCUAAUCUCCAACCUCAUCAUGUUCGUCUUGGUUGGUGUUAUUUCAGCCGUCAUCCCAUUCUACCUCAUGUUAUUGAAUAAGAGGCAUGCCAAGCGCCGCGAGGAGCUGGGAAAGAGCGCCACCAUCAUCGACGAAUCGAUGAUCAGCAAAAACAAGAUGCAGGAAAGCAAAGCGGUCGAAGUUGAGGACGCGCAGAUUCCACAGCAUAGGACCUUGGCUGAGGACAGGGGAUUGCUCGACUUGACGGACCUCAACAAUGAGGAUUUCGUAUACGUCUACUGA